AUGGCUGGCCCGCGGAACGGCCAGCGCAGCUGCAUCCGGGCCGCGUUCACGGCCAGCACCAGGGCUGGCUUCCAGAAGAAGCAGAGAAACAGGCUCCGUCGCCUUAAGGCCAGUCACAGGAAGAAUCACCUGGACUUUGUUGAAGGCAUCUGGAGAGAGCUUUUAGAUCCUUACGACGCUGACUGGGAAGAGGCCCGCAGUCACGCCUCCUGUCAUUUCAACGGCUGCUCCCUGGGCGCCGCGAACUGUGACGGGCCUCCGCACACACUCAAGUCCAGGGGUCCAGGGGAUGUGAGCUCAGAAGACCCCCUCUCGGCGAACCUUCCACUCCUGGUCCUGACGGCCACUGGCUGGGCCCCAGCAGCACCGGAGGGCAGCGACGUGGACAUGCAACCUGCGGAGGCCGGUGGCCUGGAGGCGCGGGGGCGGAUGGCCCGGCUGCCUGGACCCCUGGAGGACGCGGGGAUGAUGGAGGAGGACCGGGGGUCCCCCGAGGCUGGCAGACCCCAGGGCAGGGCCAGAGGGUCACGGCCGCCCCCUAGACUCGGGACCGAGAGGGACAGGGGGCCCAAGCUCACCCUCUCCAAGAGGAAACUGGAACUAUUACUCACAGAGCCGAAGAGUAAGCGAAAGAAGCAGUAUGUGGCCUAG
This is a messenger RNA of Rangifer tarandus platyrhynchus (Svalbard reindeer), 651 nucleotides long. The record is from the annotation of a GenBank genome assembly. Lineage: Eukaryota; Metazoa; Chordata; Mammalia; Artiodactyla; Cervidae.